This is a messenger RNA of Melanotaenia boesemani (Boeseman's rainbowfish), 4797 nucleotides long. RefSeq names its product DIS3 like 3'-5' exoribonuclease 2 (gene dis3l2). Gene Ontology annotation, cellular component: exosome (RNase complex); P-body. The record is from RefSeq and is a predicted model, not a curated record. Lineage: Eukaryota; Metazoa; Chordata; Actinopteri; Atheriniformes; Melanotaeniidae. The transcript is spliced from 21 exons. Gene Ontology annotation, molecular function: RNA binding; 3'-5'-RNA exonuclease activity. Gene Ontology annotation, biological process: miRNA catabolic process. Bases 132 to 3335 code for a protein of 1067 amino acids.
AGCAUCCCUGUAACUACCAAUGACGAGUACGACUGAAACAGUUGGUAGCAUUUUACGUGAACAACACAGAAGUUAGCCUUACAAAACUUCAAGUCUCGGUGAAGAGAGACAGCACCUUUAAGGAUUCUCUAAUGGAUUCCCCUCCACAGUCAAAGAAGGCCAACUCGAAUCGAGGUACAAAGCGGAUCCAGAAUCCUUUAAGCACCCCUCCUCAGAAAGAUGCCUAUACCAGGCUUCUCAGCCAGCACCGCAGCAGCAAGUUCAGCUUGUAUCUUGAACAAUAUGCUAAGGACUCAUCAUUCCAAAAAGAAGAAAAUGGUCCCGGUCCAGGAAAUGGUCUUGGUCCAGCACUUGGAGUCCAGAGUGACAAGCUUAACAUACCACAGCGAAAAAAGGACCCAGUGCUUUGUGAUUUCUCUGAUUCAAGUGACUUCUCCCCAUCCUCUUUAAAAAAUGUUGGAGGGGAGAGUUCGCUGUCAUUAUACAAGGAGAAACUAAGCUCUCGCAAUGCUCAGCAGGAGUGUGAAAGGAAGCACGGUGCAUCUGACUGGCAGCGAUGUGGUCAGAGAAGGGAUACCACCACCAGCCAGGAUGGAGACAUUGAAUCUGGAGAGGAAAUUGGUUGUUUAAAGCCUGGUAAUGCAAAGAAACACCAGAAGCAUCAGAAGAAAAACAAGGACUUCAACGGAGAUGUUGCCUCCAAAGAGGCUGAGUUAUUUGUUGGGCAUCUAAAAUCCCCAAAGAAAACACGUACAAGUGUUCAGGAGCAAGAUAAAGUAAAGAAGUCAAAGAAAAAAAACCCACCAAAGCAACCAGAGGAGGAGAAAAACACAGAGAUUUUAAAAUGUGGGAUUGAUGCUCAGAUGUCACGGGACAGAUCUCCUCACAGUAAAGACAAAAAGCUUCAGCAGCCCAAAACUUCAAGCAUCAGUUCUCCUGCUGACAAAAUUAAGAACAAAGGAGGGAGAGGCUCAAAGAAACAAGUCUUUGAAUCUUACAUGACCUCUGAGGAGGUUUCCCAUGGUCUCAAAAGAGGAGAGCUCAUUCAGGGACAAUUGAGAAUCAACCCCAAGAAGUACCAUGAAGCUUUCAUCCCAUCUCCUGAUGACACACGGGACAUAUUCCUGGAUGGCAUUGUUGCUCGCAACAGAGCGCUGAAUGGAGAUGUAGUUGUGGUACAAAUACUCCCUCGUGAACAGUGGAAGGUUGUGAGAAAUGACACUGACUGUGAGGGCACCAGCGAGUCCGAGACCCAGGCCGAAAACAUGAUACGAACAGCUCAGAAGAAAACACAGUCCCGCCCGAAUCCUGAUGUUAUUGUGGAAGACCAAUAUAGUGACCGGGACAAACUUACCACCAAAUGUCGGAAUAUGUCACUCUCUGACACAGGUGAACCUCUGGAAGAUCCCGCAGCAGCACGUUACAAUGAAGGAAUUCUCCAGAAGACUGCUAAAGUGGUUUACAUCGUUGAGAAGAAACAUUCACGAGCUGUGACUGGCUUCCUGAAGUUCCUGCCAGACAAACCCUUCGCCAUGUUCUCUCCUGUCGACCACCGUGUGCCACGGAUUAAUGUUCCCCUUGCAGACUGCCCUGAGGACUUUAGUUCCCGCCCCGGUGACUACACAAAUACCUUGUUUAUCUGUCGGAUCACAAACUGGGCCGUUGACAGCAACUUUGCAGAAGGUCAACUUGCUAAGACUCUGGGUCAAGCUGGAGAGAUCGAGCCAGAGACAGAGGGCAUCCUGAUCGAGUACGACGUUGAUUUUUCUGACUUCUCAGACGAGGUGUUGGACUGUCUUCCUAAGAACCUGCCCUGGACCAUUCCACCAGAGGAGAUGAAGAAGAGGAGAGACCUUAGGAAUGAGUGCAUCUUCACAAUUGAUCCUGCAACUGCUAGAGAUCUGGAUGAUGCCCUGUCCUGUAAACAACUCCCAGAUGGAAACUUUGAGGUGGGAGUUCACAUUGCUGAUGUGAGUUAUUUUGUGGAGGAGGACAACGCUCUGGAUGCCACCGCCAGCCGAAGGGCAACCAGCGUGUACCUGGUUCAAAAGGUGGUUCCCAUGUUACCCAGGUUGCUGUGUGAGGAGCUGUGCAGCCUGAACCCUCUCACUGACAGACUCACCUUCUCUGUCAUCUGGAAAAUCACACCUGAAGGAAAGAUCCUAAACGAGUGGUUUGGACGCUCAGUCAUCCGCUCCUGUGUGAAGCUAAGCUACGACCACGCUCAGAGCAUGAUAGAGGCCCCGGAGAAGUUAUUCUCUCCUGAAGAGCUGCCUGCCGUGGACCCCGUGCAUCCCAUCGAUGAGAUCCACCAAGCUGUGCUCAACCUGCACUAUAUCGCCAAAAACCUCCGAGCUCAGCGCUUCUCAGGAGGAGCCCUCAGACUAGACCAGUUGAAGCUUUCUUUUACCUUGGACAAAGAAUCAAUGAUGCCUCAAGGUUGCUAUGUUUAUGAGUACAGAGACAGUAACAAAUUGGUGGAGGAGUUUAUGUUACUGGCUAACAUUGCCACAGCGCACCACAUAUAUCGCAAAUUCCCAGAGUUGGCCCUGCUGCGGCGACACCCUCCUCCCAAAGCCAAGAUGGCGGAUGAGCUGCAGGAACUGUGUAACCAGCUGGGGAUCGACAUCGACUUGUCUUCUUCAGGAGCGUUACACAAGAGUUUGAAUACGCUGCUUGGUGAUGAUGGAUAUGCCAUCGCCAGAAAAGAGGUCCUCACUCACAUGUGCUCCAGACCCAUGCAGAUGGCACUGUAUUUCUGUUCAGGUGUGGUGAGGGAGGAAGAGCAUUUUAAGCACUACGCCCUCAACGUUCCUCUCUACACACACUUCACCUCGCCCAUCAGACGCUACGCUGACAUCAUUGUGCAUCGGCUGCUGGCAUCUUCACUGAAGUGUGGCCCUCGUUUAGGCUUGUCAACAGAUGAAGUAGAAAAACAGGCAUCACACUGUAACGACAAGAAGACUCUGUCCAAGAGAGUCCAUGAGCUCAGCACGGAGCUCUUCUUUGGAGUGUUUGUAAAGGAGUGUGGCCCCCUGGACUCUGAGGCCAUGGUGAUGGGGGUGCUGGAUCAGUCCUUCGACGUGCUGGUUCUCCGAUACGGAGUGCAGAAACGCAUCUACUGCAAGACUGUUGCAGGUCUGUCCUCCUUCCACCAUCAUAAGGUGGGGAAGAAGUCUGAGCUGACUCUGGUCUGGACUCCAGAGAACCUGGAGGACUCUCCUGUAGAACAGGUCAUUUCUAUCUUCUCUCUGGUGGAGGUGCAGCUCCAAGCCGACGGUGCGCCUAUGAAAUACAAAGCGGUGCUCAAGAGGCCCGAGGACGGCGGAUCCUAAAGCAGAAACACCUCGAUGGAUCUCACACAUUUCCUUUCAGAGAUGAAUCAAAGUGAUUAGCUUGUAGAGUAGAAGCAGUUCUAAUGUGGUAAAAGGAAAAAUCUCCACACAUGGUGUAACUGUUGUUACCCUGUGCGGGUUUAAACGGAGCUUUGACUCGGGUCUGAAGACGAAAAUAUAAAGACAGCACUGAUUUUCUUUUGCUGUUGAUUUAUUGACCUAAUGAGGUCAGUUUGAUGUGACAUAAUUCUUAUACACAGUCUAAUGUGUGAAAACUGCUUUUUAAACUUUUUAUGUUUAAUCUUGGUGGCAAUCUUCCUGAUAAUACAAGAGUAAGACCCACGUGUGUGUUUAGCAUCAAGCAUAGGACUCUACUGAAUUUUACUUUAUUGUAUUAAUCUGUUUGACUCUAACAACGUUAACAUCUUGAGCCCAAACUCAAGCUCAUAUUUAAAAUAAGUAACGUGUGAAAAAACUCGGCCAUUGUAGCUUCAGUAGAAAGCACCUGGACUUAUUCGUCUCACGUCUCCUUCAAUUGGCUUCCUCAGGUCUGAAUUAUGACGUCCCAGAUGUGUGUGAGGCAGUGAGCUGAAGUUCAGCAUCCUCCAGAACCGAGAAGUCCAGUUUCUUUCUACUGGAGCUUUUAGAAUAACAGGUACACAAACAUUCACCUGGAAACUAAAUAACAUCCACUUCCUGUCAUACAUGACAUUUGUUUAUGUGUGCAUGUGUUUACAGCGCUUUAAACAGGAAGUGUUUUCCUUAGACUCCUUUUAGUCAUCAGUCCUGUGAGUAACGAGCUGCUGGGCCUCUUCAGGUUAACUCGUACUAAAUGCAGCUGGAUAGAAAAGUGUUGUUUAUCUGAUGUCAUCUCUGUCUGAGCAAAGCUUCGUGGUGUCUGUGUUUGUUGUGUAAGUUAAGCCAAACUUUCAGCACUUGUCAGCUGUUAAUAGUUUUUAAUUUAAAACAUGGAAAUGACUUGAAUGUGAACUGCUGCGGUGGCCUUGAGAUCUUAAUGAGUUUUAUGUUUUGUUUAUCUCCUCAGAGUGCUUCCUUCUGCUGUUUAUGAUUUUGUUUUAAUGCUCAGAUUUCAGGUUUGAUUUGUGCAGAAAAAAAAAAAAGAUGGACCUCAUUUAUAUAAAAUGUGAAUUUCAGCCUUGAUUUAAUCGAGUGAGCUGGACUUGAUUAAAUCAGGACUCCUUUUUGAGUGAAGCUGCACAUUUUUAAUUUGCAGCGACUCCAAAUUUGGUCGUCUAUCUGUGAAUGAACAGUGCCAUGUUUUAGUUUGUUUUUCCUUCUUUUUAACGUGCCACAUUUUGAAAACAGCUGUUAAAAAUAGCAUGACAUGCUCUGUAAAUGGGUUUUAAGCUAGUGAUUCCCAACACAAAACUGUAGUGAUCUGUGCAAGAAUGUGUCGUGUGUACGAUCAACUAAAAAUAAAAAUCAACACAGUCUGCCUGCA